AUGGAACCAGAAAGCCUGAAAGUAUUACGACUACACGAACACCCACAGUAUUUAAGGCCAUGUUGUGAAUUAAUAAAUGAUGAAUGGCCGCGUAGCGAAACGGCUAGAAUGAUAUCUCUGCAAGCCUCCUGUAACCACCUACCUACCAGUCUAAUACUAAUUAACGAUAAGGAAUAUCUCUUGGGGCAUUGCAAAUUAACUGCUAUACCAAGUAUACCUGAGAGCUGUUUUAUAGAAACAGUAGUUAUUAAAAAGUCAAUGCGCGGUAGAAAACUAGGAAGUCACUUGAUGAAACAAGUAGAAAAAUACUGUAAAAACGUACUGCAGUUGAAAAUGCUACAUUUAUCUACCAAAGGACAAGAAAAUUUCUAUGCCAAAUUGGGAUACGAAAUUUGCGCGCCAAUAUCAAUUUAUGGAACCCAUUUUGGGAAUAAUGGAUCGACACCAGUAUCCAAUAACAUUCAAAACGGAGUGUCACUGAAUAGCAACCCUACAGGAAAUCAGCUACACCCGUCGUUACCGCCCCCACCCCCACCGAUGCCUAAACUGAAUAGUUUGGUACCUAAUUAUUCCAUCAAAUCAACGAAAACAUUUAUGUUUAAGUAUUUGUAA
This is a messenger RNA of Arctia plantaginis, 612 nucleotides long. Lineage: Eukaryota; Metazoa; Arthropoda; Insecta; Lepidoptera; Erebidae. The record is from the annotation of a GenBank genome assembly.